This is a messenger RNA of Caenorhabditis remanei, 750 nucleotides long. RefSeq lists its product as uncharacterized. Lineage: Eukaryota; Metazoa; Nematoda; Chromadorea; Rhabditida; Rhabditidae. The record is from RefSeq and is a predicted model, not a curated record. The coding region runs from base 1 to 750 and encodes 249 amino acids. The transcript is spliced from 3 exons.
AUGGUCAAAAGGUUUUUAAUAUGUCUCGUUCUUUAUGCACUUGUACUUGGAUAUCAUUCUCGGAGAGUCUUGAUGCCUAAAAUUGAAAUCAAUAUGCUCUUAGAAGAAUUAUCAUCUCAAGAAGCCAAAGAUUUUUUGAAGAAAAAGUCGAAUAAUCAAACUUCAUCUUCUUCGAACUCCUCUCCAACAGAUUCUAUGAAUAAUUCCACAAUGUCAUCUUCAUCAGAAGACAUUGAUGAUUCAACGACAGAUCUGAUCAGUUCCGUUGUGUCUGUUCCACCGGAAAGUGUCAUUCCCGACUAUGACGCCACGGCUACCAGCAGCGAUCACAAAGAAUCAAUCCAACCGGAAACUUCGACGUCAUUAUCGAGGCCGAUGUUGCUCUCAGAGUUUGCUGAUCAUUUGGCGGGUGGUAUUCGACCAAAGAUAGAGACUACAACACAACCUCUACCAGAUUUCCCAACACCGAAGCCUUCAGUUUUUACAUCUCUUCCAGAUGAAACGUUUCCUUAUAUGGUCAACGAAGCAAAAGAUUUCAUUCGACGUUACCUGUCCCCAGAGCAGUGGAGAAAAUUGCGAAUACUUUUGAAAACUAUAAAAGAGGUCGGUGGCUCACGGACAGAUAUUCAUCGAGCUGCAACAGUUUUCAUUUCAAAAGUGAUUUCUAAAGCGGAAAUGGCAGAAAUCACUGAACGGAAGCAGGCAUUAUUUGAAACAUUCAACCGGCGAUAUUUCAAUAAAGUUAAUUGA